This is a messenger RNA of Strongyloides ratti, 1554 nucleotides long. Its product is annotated as Xanthine/uracil/vitamin C permease family-containing protein. The coding region runs from base 1 to 1554 and encodes 517 amino acids. Gene Ontology annotation, molecular function: transmembrane transporter activity. The transcript is spliced from 2 exons. NCBI's taxonomy places the organism in Eukaryota, Metazoa, Nematoda, Chromadorea, Rhabditida, Strongyloididae. Gene Ontology annotation, biological process: transmembrane transport. Gene Ontology annotation, cellular component: membrane. The record is from RefSeq and is a predicted model, not a curated record.
AUGGUUGGAAUCACAGGGCUACUUGUUAUGCCAUACUUGGUAACAUCUUUAAUUUGUGCAGGCUCUGACACAAUGGCAAUUAGAAUUAAGUUGAUGUCAAGUACUUUAGUUACUGCUGGAAUCUCAACAAUAAUACAAACCACAUUUGGUUUAAGAUUAGCUGUAUAUCAAGGAACUGCAUUUACAUUUUUACCACCAUUACUUGCUUUUUCUCAAUUACCAGAUUUUCAAUGUAAAGCAAGUGAGGCAGAUUUUGUUCCACAAGAAGAAUAUAUUAAUAAACUUCAAAUGAUUAGUGGUUCUUUAAUGGGUGCCUCAUUAAUUAUGAUUUUUUGUGGUAUCUCAGGCAUUAUAGGAAAAAUUUCUCGUUAUGUUGGUCCAGUAACUAUAACACCAUUAUUAAUUCUUCUUUGUCUUUCUGCUGCCCCUGUUGGAUUAGAAAAAGCGGAACUACAUUAUAUGUCAAUUGUUCAAUUUUCUAUUUUAGCUAUUAUUAUAUUAUUUCUUCAUGAUAUUAAUAUUCCUAUACCAACAUAUUCUAAUAAAAAUAUAAUUUGGAUUAAAUAUAGACUAUUUGGUAAUUUCCCUUAUUUAAUAGCAAUAAUUAUUUGUUGGGGAAUAUGUGGAAUCUUAACAAUAACAAAUAUAGAACCAAAAAAUGGUCAGGUAAGAGUUGAUAAAAAUGAAACAAUAUAUAUUAUUGAACAUUCACCAUGGUUUCAAUUUCCAUAUCCAGGACAAUUUGGUGUUCCUAAAUUUCAUCUUGGAUUAUUUGUUGGUUUUUUAACAUCAUGUAUAAUUUGUAUGAUUGAAUCAAUUGGAAGUUAUAAAAUAGUUGCAUCAAUUUCAGAAGAAUCACCACCAACAUCAAGAAUUAUUAAUCGUUCUAUUAUAAUGGAAGGUUUAGGUUGUUUUGUAGCUGGAGUAAUGGGUAUUGGUGUAGGUGUUACAACAUACUCAGAAAAUGUUGCAGUUCUCUCAGCUACUAAUAUAGUUUCAAGAAUAACUGUUCAAAUAGCUGGAGUAUUAUUAGUAAUUUUAGGAUUUUUUACAAAAUUUGCAGCUAUCAUUUCAUCUAUACCAGAAACAUUAAUAGGUGGAUUAUUUAUAAUGUCAUUUUCAAUGGUUUGUGGUAUAGGUUUUGCAAAUCUAAAAACUGUUUGUUUAAAAAAUUCAAGAAAUGUUACUAUUAUUGGUGUAUCAGUAAUACUUGGUUCAAUUAUUCCUCAAUUUUUUGAAAAAAAUAAUAUAAGAACUGGUAAUAAUGAGAUAGAUAAUUUAUUAAUGUCAAUAUUAAAAAUUAAAAUGUUAGUUGGAGGAACUAUAGCAUUUAUAUUAGAUAAUAUAGCUCCCGGUGCAACAACCAUAGAAAGAGGUAUUCAUAGUAAUGAUAAUAAUGAAUAUGAUAUCAAAUAUGAAUCAGAUGGUUAUUGGUUUCCAAAAAUAAUAUGCAAAUUUUUAUUAAGAUAUAGUUUUUUAACAAAAUUAUCAUUUUUACCUUCAAAAGAUAUGUUAAAAAUUAUAGUACGUAGGCAAAGUAUUUCUAAAGACUAA